Jaculus jaculus (lesser Egyptian jerboa) is the source of this 2369-nucleotide messenger RNA. It is a transcript of the gene Ipp, whose product is annotated as intracisternal A particle-promoted polypeptide. The record is from RefSeq and is a predicted model, not a curated record. The transcript is spliced from 9 exons. Bases 82 to 1836 code for a protein of 584 amino acids. NCBI's taxonomy places the organism in Eukaryota, Metazoa, Chordata, Mammalia, Rodentia, Dipodidae. Gene Ontology annotation, molecular function: actin binding.
CAGUCUGGGCCGGCGCCGGCUGGAAGGGCAGCGGCGGAGAAACAGUUAAUGGACAACUGACUUAAGUAAUCUGUUAUCAUCAUGGCUAAUGAAGGGUAUCCCAAGGCUGGUGAUAGUCCAUUUUCAUCAGAUAAACAUGCCCAGGCCAUCUUGGCCCAGAUGAAUAAAAUGAGAAAUGAACAGCAUUUCUGUGAUGUGCAGUUGCAAGUUGGGAAGGAAACUUUUCAAGUUCAUCGUUUGGUUUUGGCUGCCAGUAGUCCAUACUUUACAGCUUUGUUCACUGGAGGAAUGAAAGAGUCCUCAAAAGAUGUUGUACAGAUUCUAGGAGUUGACGGUGGAGUCUUUCGGUUACUUCUAGAUUUCAUUUAUACAGGUAUAGUGAACAUAUCUGUGAAUAAUGUUCAGGAGCUGAUUGUUGCAGCAGACAUGCUACAGUUGACUGAUGUUGUUAACCUUUGCUGUGAAUUUCUGAAAGGACAAAUUGAUCCACUGAACUGCAUUGGGAUCUUUCAGUUUUCUGAGCAAAUUGCCUGCCAUGAUCUUUUGGAAUUCACAGAAGACUAUAUUCAUGUCCAUUUCUUGGAGGUUCAUAGCGGUGAAGAGUUCCUGGCACUUACAAAAGAUCAACUAAUCAAAAUUUUACGAAGUGAAGAGCUUAGCAUUGAGGAUGAAUACCAGGUCUUCUUAGCAGCAAUGCAGUGGAUUCUGAAAGAUCUAGGAAAGAGAAGAAAAUAUGUGGUAGAAGUACUAGACCCAAUUCGAUUCCCUUUAUUGCCUUCCCAGAGGCUUUUAAAAUAUAUAGAAGGAGUAUCUGAUUUUAAUCUUCGUGUUGCAUUACAAACACUUUUGAAAGAGUACUGUGAAGUGUGCAAAUCUCCCAAAGAGAACAAGUUUUGUAGUUUUCUGCAGACAUCUAAGGUUCGACCACGGAAGAAAGCAAGAAAAUACCUGUAUGCAGUAGGUGGAUAUACACGGUUGCAGGGUGGUCGUUGGAGUGAUAGUAGAGCCCUGAGCUGUGUAGAACGUUUUGACACCUUUAGCCAGUACUGGACCACAGUAUCUUCCCUUCAUCAGGCUCGAUGUGGCCUGGGAGUAGCAGUUCUGGGAGGAAUGGUCUACGCUAUUGGAGGUGAAAAGGACUCCAUGAUUUUUGACUGUACUGAAUGCUAUGAUCCAGUAACUAAACAGUGGACAACUGUUGCUUCAAUGAAUCACCCCCGCUGUGGCUUGGGAGUAUGUGUGUGUUAUGGUGCUGUCUAUGCUUUGGGUGGAUGGGUUGGAGCUGAGAUAGGAAAUACCAUUGAACGAUUUGAUCCUGAUGAUAAUAAGUGGGAAAUAGUUGGUAACAUGGCUGUGUCACGCUAUUACUUUGGGUGCUGUGAAAUGCAAGGAUUAAUUUAUGUAAUUGGAGGAAUCAGCAAUGAGGGAAUAGAACUUCGUUCUUUUGAAGUUUAUGAUCCACUUUCUAAGCGUUGGUCUCCACUUCCUCCAAUGGGUACCAGGAGAGCAUAUCUUGGGGUGGCUGCACUCAAUGAUUGCAUCUAUUCUAUUGGAGGAUGGAAUGAGGCACAAGAUGCUCUUCAUACUGUAGAAAAAUAUUCCUUUGAAGAGGAAAAGUGGGUUGAAGUUGCAUCAAUGAAAGUGCCUAGGGCAGGGAUGUGUGUUGUGGCAGUUAAUGGUCUACUGUAUGUUUCAGGAGGUCGAUCUUCCAGCCAUGACUUCUUGGCCCCGGGUACCUUGGACUCAGUUGAAGUUUAUAACCCUCACACAGAUACAUGGACAGAAAUUGGUAACAUGAUUACAAGUCGUUGUGAAGGAGGUAUUGCUGUAUUAUAAAAUAUAAAGUAGGGGUGAAGAGAUGGCUUUGAGGUUAAGGCACUUGCCUAUGAAGCCAAAGGACCCAGGUUCAAUCCUACAGGACACAGGAUCCACAUAAAGCCAGAUACACAAAGUGGCACCUUCAUCAAGUAUCUGUUUUCAGAGCCUGGAGGCCCUAAAAUUAAAAUAUGUGUGUGUGGGGGGGGGGGCAUCAGAGCAGAAGGAACAUUUUGAAAAUGUAGGACAUAGGCCAGGUGUGGUGGUACAUACCUUUAAUAUCAUCACUUGAGAGACCAAGAUAGGAGGAUGACUGUGAGUUCAGGCCAAACUGACACUACACAGUGAAUUCCAGGUCAGCCUGGGCUAGAGUGAGCCUUUACCUUGAAAUACCAAAGUAAAUAAAUACAUAAAACAUAAAUUGGGUGUGUUGGCACAGGCCUUUAUUCUUGGUGCCAGGAUACUUUGGUAGGAGGAGUCUAGUCAAUUCAAAGCUAGCCUGAGGUUACAGAGUGAGUUCCUGGUAGGCCUGGGCUAAAGUGAAACUUACCUUG